This is a messenger RNA of Arachis ipaensis, 1405 nucleotides long. It is a transcript of the gene CPT4, whose product is annotated as Undecaprenyl pyrophosphate synthetase family protein. Gene Ontology annotation, molecular function: ditrans,polycis-polyprenyl diphosphate synthase [(2E,6E)-farnesyl diphosphate specific] activity. The record is from RefSeq and is a predicted model, not a curated record. Gene Ontology annotation, cellular component: chloroplast stroma. NCBI's taxonomy places the organism in Eukaryota, Viridiplantae, Streptophyta, Magnoliopsida, Fabales, Fabaceae. Gene Ontology annotation, biological process: polyprenol biosynthetic process; response to cold; plastid membrane organization.
AUAUACAACCAUCACCAAGCGAAGGGUUCAUUCAUUUCCCUUCUUCAACUAGCUAAUCUGCCCAAAUACGGCACUGUUUAAUUUGAAAGCGAAGCUAUCACUUAUCCACACAAACACUACUACUUUUCUCCCUUAACUGCUGCUUAUGCUUAUAAAUAAAGCUUCUCUCUCAAAACAAGGACCUUCCCAUUCUCGGUACCGUCAUCAUAACCGUAUUUCUCAAUAAUGUUCUCGUUAAAAUUCCCUAUCCCAAUUGAGAACACGUUAACUCCUCCUCCAAAAACCAAUAAUAAUAAUAAUAAUAAUAAUAAUAAUAAUAAUAAUAAUAAUAAUUACAAUAAAUUUUCUGGAUGUUCCUAUUAUUGUUCCGUUUAUGCCAAUGACAAACUCCGUGGAGGUAUAAUAAGGUCUCCUCCUACGUCGAAUGUGGCGCUCCACAACAACGAAGCCUCCGUUGUUGGAGGGUGGCCAGAGACGACGGAGGCAAAGGAAGAGCCAUUUCCGGAGGAGCUGAGAGCGGAGCUGAUGCCGAAGCACGUGGCGGUGAUAAUGGACGGGAAUAGGAGGUGGGCGAAGACAAGGGGUUUGUUUCCGUGGGCGGGUCAUCAGGCUGGUGUGGAGGCGCUGAAGGAGGUGGUCAGGCUGUGCUGCAGCUGGGGGAUUAAGGUCCUUACUGUCUUUGCGUUUUCUUCUGAAAAUUGGAUUCGCCCCAAGGUGGAGGUGGAUUUCUUGAUGAGCCUGUUCGAAAAAACAAUAAACUCUGAAAUUGACGAUUUUAACAGGGAAGGAAUCCGAAUAUCCGUGAUUGGAGAUGCAACAAAGCUGCCCAGCUCAUUACUUAGAAUGAUAAAGUAUGCAGAGGAAAGCACAAAAGAAAAUUCAAGACUCCAACUCAUAGUAGCAGUUAGUUAUAGUGGAAAAUACGAUGUGGUCCAAGCAUGCAAGAGUGUGGCAAAAAAAGUCAAAGAUGGCAUUCUAGAUUUGGAAGAAAUCAACGAAGGCAUCAUAGAACAGGAAUUGGAGACUAACUGCACUGAAUUUCCUAACCCUGAUUUGCUAAUAAGAACAAGUGGUGAACUCAGAGUAAGUAAUUUCUUGUUGUGGCAAUUGGCAUACGCAGAACUUUACUUCAAUGGAGCACUGUGGCCAGAUUUUGGCAAGGAUGAGUUUGUAGAAGCAUUGAUUUCAUUUCAGCAGAGAAAGAGGCGCUUUGGUGGACGCUAAUCAUCAUAAUAACUAUUAAUUUUAAUAUCUCUUAAAAUAUAAUAUUAUGUGUAUAAUUAUAAGUAGUCACCUUUGCCUUUACGAUGAAGGUAUUGACUUGAAUAACAAGUAAAUAGAAUUGGGAGUAGUAAUUAUAAUUAAUUGCUGCAAUGGAGUAGUAUUUUUAUACUUUAUGAUGAAA